This is a messenger RNA of Drosophila albomicans, 2900 nucleotides long. RefSeq names its product ATP-dependent DNA helicase DDX11. The record is from RefSeq and is a predicted model, not a curated record. NCBI's taxonomy places the organism in Eukaryota, Metazoa, Arthropoda, Insecta, Diptera, Drosophilidae. The transcript is spliced from 3 exons. Bases 98 to 2605 code for a protein of 835 amino acids. Gene Ontology annotation, molecular function: DNA binding; ATP binding; DNA helicase activity. Gene Ontology annotation, cellular component: nucleus. Gene Ontology annotation, biological process: establishment of sister chromatid cohesion; nucleobase-containing compound metabolic process.
CGCGAUUAUUUUGCGCGACGCUCCAUCGAACAUGGCGCGAUUUUUUUGUAAUUACUAAACAAUUAAUGAAAAGUUUAAGCAAGAUCCAAACACAACAAUGUAUUCGCCGCGGCAAACAUUGCCAGUGCCGCAGCCGCAAGACUUUGGCUUCCCACACACACCAUACGACAUACAGGAACAAUUGAUGCAACAGCUUUUUCUGGUGCUGGAGCGCAAACAAAUUGGCAUCUUUGAGUCACCCACAGGCACGGGCAAAUCGCUGACACUGCUGUGCGGAGCGCUCAGUUGGCUGCGCCAACACGAAGAGUUGGUGCGCACCGAGCUGCAGCAGCGCAUUGAGCAGGUGCAGCGCGAAUUGCGGCAGCUGCAGGCGGCAAACGAGCAGGCGGUGGACUGGAUAACGGCACAGGGCGCCACACAGGCGCAGCGUGAAGAGCUGCAGCAGUUGGAACACUUAAGAGCGCUGCUGCAGCAACAGGAGCAACAGCUGGCGGAGGUGAAGCAGCGCAACCGGCAGCAACAACAGCAGCAGCGCAAAGCGCGCAAAGCAAACGAGGAACAAUUGCUGCCGGAGACAGCAGAUGAGGAGCCGGCGCAGGAGGAUGCAGUGAACGAAGAGGAAGAACUGCAACAGGAAGCGGAACGCUUUCGCCAUGUGCAGAUCUUCUACUGCAGUCGAACGCAUUCGCAGCUGGCGCAAAUCGUUGCCGAGCUGCGCAAGACGCCGCAUGCCACCUGGACGCGUUGCAUCUCGCUGGGCUCCCGGCAACAGUUGUGCAUCAAUGCACAGGUACGUCGCCUGCCACAUGUGGCACUGAUGAACGAACGCUGCUUGGACAUGGCCAGCAAACGUAAUCCUUGCAUUUACAAAGCGCCAGCCCAGUUGCAGCGUUUAAGCGAUGCCGCGUUGCUGCAACCGCUGGACAUCGAGGAGCUGGCCAAUGAGGGUGCUGCAUGCGGCAGCUGCCCCUACUAUGCCACACGUGCCGCACAGCCGCAGGCGCAACUCGUAUUACUUCCCUAUCAGCUGCUGUUGCAACGCAACUCACGCCAGCAACUGGGCAUCGAGUUAAGGGGCUCCAUCAUCAUUGUGGACGAGGCGCACAAUCUGCUCGACACGUUAAUGCAACUGCACAGCAGCGAAGUGCAGCUGGAGCAGUUGCAGCUGCUCAAACAGCAGUUGGCUGGCUAUAAACAACGCUAUGCGAGUCGCUUCAGUGCCACGCAUUUGUUGCGUCUCAAUCAGCUGCUGUUUGUGGUGCGUCGCCUGCUGCAGUUGCUCACAGAGUCGACCAGCUUGGAGCCACGUCUGUUGCGCACCUAUGAACUGACGGCCGAGGGCGAUUUCUUCAACAUUGAUCUGCACGCUUUGCUCCAGUUUUGCACUCGCACACGUUUCGCCCAGAAGCUGCAGGGAUUCGUGCAGCGGGAACGCGAACGUGAGCCGCAGCCGAGCGAGAAUCAAGCGCCACCCACGCAGCAGCUGCUGCAGCGUCUGGCCACGCAACAUCAACUGCAGCAGCAGCGUGGUCAGAAGCGUAAGCCAGGAGUGGAGCAACCUGCUCCAACACCUGCUGUGCAACAGUCAUCGCCUGCUCCUGUCUCUAGUUUGCCGUCGCCUUUGCGCCCGUUGCUCGCCUUUCUGGAGACGCUCACCAGCGAUGCCGCCGAUGGACGUGUUCUGCUGCAACCCAAGACGGGCACACUCAAGUAUCUGCUGCUGAAUCCUGCCGAGCAUUUUGCUGACAUUGUCAAAGAAGCACGCGCUCUCGUCAUCGCAGGCGGCACAAUGCAGCCCACAGAGGAAUUGAAGUCACAACUCUUUGCUCAGUGCCCGGACCGUGUGGUGGAGCACUUCUAUGGUCAUGUGGUGCCACCGGAUGCAGUGCAGCCCUUUGUGCUCCCGACUGGACCAACAGGCGCGACGCUUUGCUUCAACUACGCACAACGCAGCAGCGUCAGCAUGCUUCAGGAACUCGCCAUGGUGCUGCAGAAUCUGUGCAAUGUGCUGCCCGCCGGCGUUGUUUGUUUUCUGCCCUCUUACGAUUAUCUGGACGUUGUUUACACGCAUCUACAGCGUAGCGGCACGCUGGCAAGGAUUGCGCAACGCAAGCGCAUCUUUCGCGAGACUAGCGGCAAAAAUGUGGAGCAACUGCUGCAACAAUAUGCCGAGGCAAUUGCUCAACCCAAGGCAACGGGCGCUUUGCUCUUGAGCGUCGUCGGUGGCAAAUUAUCCGAGGGCUUGAAUUUUGCCGAUGACUUGGGACGCGGCGUCAUCGUAGUCGGUCUGCCGUAUCCGAAUCGCACGGCGCCCGAGCUCAAGGAGCGCAUGCGGCAUCUGGACGCACAGUUGGGUCCAGGUGCGGGCAACGAGUAUUACGAGAAUCUCUGCAUGAAGGCGGUCAAUCAGUGCAUUGGUCGCUCGGUGCGGCAUAUACGUGACUAUGCCUGCGUCUAUCUGCUGGACGAGCGCUAUGCGAGCGCACGCAUUCAACAGAAGCUGCCGCAGUGGAUUGCACGCUCGCUGAGCGUAGCCAGCGAUGGAUUCGGUUCUGUGCAAGCGCGCACGGCGCGUUUCUUCAAGGCUAGAAGCCAAAUGGUGUAAUGAUGGGGAGGCUGCGUGAUAUCUGUGAAGGAGUGUCCUCUAAAGGAAGGUCUUCCGCUUGAUAGUCGACCGGCAAGUUAAGAAGAUCUUGAGGCUUCUACCUUUUCUACUUGGUCUUAGAGAUCUUUUGUAAUCCACUCUAAGACCUUUGCUUCCUCUAAGAUAUCUGUUGUAUUCCCCAUUUGGGAGACCAUGUCUAUUCAUUCCAUUUAUGCAUUUGAUUGUAUUCUUUCUUAAGACUCUUCUCCUCCACUUUAGGAGACUUCUUUCUUUAGGAGACCUCUUCCACUGCGUA